This is a messenger RNA of Hipposideros armiger (great roundleaf bat), 6353 nucleotides long. RefSeq names its product formin homology 2 domain containing 3 (gene FHOD3). Gene Ontology annotation, cellular component: cytoskeleton; cytoplasm. The record is from RefSeq and is a predicted model, not a curated record. Gene Ontology annotation, molecular function: actin filament binding. Gene Ontology annotation, biological process: cardiac myofibril assembly; sarcomere organization; cortical actin cytoskeleton organization. Bases 982 to 5808 code for a protein of 1608 amino acids. NCBI's taxonomy places the organism in Eukaryota, Metazoa, Chordata, Mammalia, Chiroptera, Hipposideridae. The transcript is spliced from 29 exons.
GGAAUGGCUGAGGCAGGCAGGCUGCAAACCUUCCUGCCAAGUUACCGCGGGUCCCUCGCCCUCCGCCGCCCCUCCGCGAUUCGGUGACCUCGCGGGAAGCGGCCCCGGAGGCCCCGCACGGUCCAGUUAGGGCUUUCGGAGACCUAACUGGUCCAGAGGCCACGGUGACGUAGAGGGUCAACCAGCAUCCACCAGGCAGCCCGGGGGCCAGGCCUGGCGCUGGGGUCCCGGAGCGGAGCCUCGCACCCUCUAGGUCUCUCGUCUGGCGCGCCCUGAACUUGUCUCCUGAGAAGAGCUGCCUGGGUUCCCCGGCGCACACUCCUUCUUUAGGUCUCCUCUUCCCAAGGGAAACCUCGCCGGGACUCCAGGUGCUGCCAAUACCCCUCUUGCUGCGGGAGACCGCCUCCCUCGCCUCCUGGUGCCCAGGUGGGGUUUUCCCGAAUCUGGGCGGCAAGAGCCCGCCGCUGCUGCCUUCAUCUGGAAAGCGUUAAGCCUUUUCCCAGAUGGGGAAAAAACGAAAGGGCAGCCAUGCACCCUUACCCCCCUACCCGGGUUCCCGGAGCUCCGAGCAGGGUAGCUUAGCCCGGGCGCGCGCGCUGCCGAGGUCACCCCACCGGGGAGGGUCCCCGCCUCUCCGCCACCUCCAGCCGGCUUAGCGCAGGGCUGCGUAAGCCGCGGGAGCCAUUCUGCCCUUCCCGUUCCCAGCAGCAGGUCGGGUCCGUGCGGGCAGCCGGGCCUGGCUCAAGGGGGACGGAGGAGGGGAGGAGCCGGGGCAGGAGGCGACGGAGGGGGCCCGCCGGCCCCGCCCCUGCCCCGCCCCCCCGCGGCCGUAGCCUGGGCUGCAGCCGGGCGCGCCGGAGCCUGCGAGCGGGCGAGCCAGCAAGCGGCGGCCGCGGCCUCCCCUGCUCGCAGUGACCCCGGCGUCCCGUCCCGCGGGCCCGCCGAUCCCGGGGCUCGCGCCCCUCGGAGCAGGGAUGCAUCAUGGCCACGUUGGCUUGCCGGGUGCAGUUCUUGGACGACACAGACCCCUUCAACAGCACCAACUUCCCCGAGCCCAGCCGGCCGCCGCUGUUCACGUUCCGCGAGGACCUCGCGCUCGGCACCCAGCUGGCGGGGGUCCACCGGCUGCUGCGGGCGCCGCACAAGCUCGACGACUGCACGCUGCAGCUCUCCCACAACGGCACCUACCUGGACUUGGAAGCCACCCUGGCAGAGCAGCGGGACGAGUUAGAAGGCUUCCAGGAUGACGCUGGGCGGGGCAAGAAGCACAGCAUCAUUCUAAGGACACAGCUGUCUGUGAGGGUCCAUGCCUGCAUCGAAAAACUGUACAACUCCAGUGGACGAGAUUUAAGAAGGGCCCUUUUCUCCUUGAAACAGAUAUUCCAGGAUGACAAGGACUUGGUCCAUGAAUUUGUAGUGGCUGAAGGUCUGACCUGUUUGAUCAAGGUGGGAGCGGAGGCAGACCAGAAUUAUCAGAACUACAUCCUGAGGGCUUUGGGCCAGAUUAUGUUGUAUGUGGAUGGGAUGAAUGGAGUAAUAAACCACAAUGAAACCAUUCAGUGGCUGUACACUCUCAUUGGGUCAAAGUUUCGCCUGGUGGUGAAGACAGCCCUGAAGCUGCUGCUCGUCUUUGUGGAGUACUCGGAGUCAAAUGCACCUCUUCUGAUUCAGGCUGUCUCUGCUGUCGACACCAAAAGAGGAGUCAUACCCUGGUCAAAUAUCAUGGAGAUCCUGGAGGAAAAGGAUGGGGUCGACACAGAGCUGCUGGUUUACGCGAUGACUUUAGUGAACAAGACAUUGUCAGGCUUGCCAGACCAAGAUACCUUCUACGACGUCGUGGACUGCUUGGAGGAGCUGGGCAUUGCGGCCGUGUCCCAGCGGCACUUGAACAAGAAAGGGACUGACCUGGACCUAGUGGAGCAAUUCAACAUUUAUGAGGUGGCGCUCAGGCACGAGGAUGGCGACGAGACAGCCGAGCUGCCCCCCAGCAGUCGCCGGGACCGGAGGAGGGCCAGCCUGUGUUCCGGCGGUGGGGGUGAGCACCGGGCCCUGGACCGCAGGCGGAGCCGCAGGCACUCGGUACAGAGCGUCAGGAGCCCUCUGUCUGCUCCCACCAGUCCCAUCUCCCAGUCGGCUCCUGGCUUCAAGCCCAGUCAAGUGCGAGAACUCCGUGAAAAGGAUGAGGAGGAGGAAGAGGAGGAGGAGGAAGAGGAGCAGCCAGUCACAGAGCCCAAUUCAGAGGAAGAGAGAGAGGACGAUGCCCUCUCUCAGGGCAAGGACAGCGAGGCCAGCCCUGCCUCAGAGCAGAACCCCACUGGACAGGAUGCUGCUUCCGAAAGUCCAGCCCUCCCCACUGCAUCCAGCGCCACUUCGCAGGGAAAACAGCUUCCGGCCAGCACAGCAGUGGGGGGCCUCUCGGGCAGCGGGUCCUCUGGGCCUGCCCUGCUGCCACCUCCCACCCCUGCCUCAGCCUCUCGGUCCUCCUCUGCUGCACCUGGCCUCCCAAAAGCAUCACCCACCAUAGAAAAACUGCCCUAUGUGCCUCACAGCCCCUUCCACCUCUUCUCCUAUGACUUUGAGGAUUCGCCCUUAUCCACCAAGGAAAAGGAAGCCGAGGCCCAGAAGGAAAGCAGUUGCUCUGAUUCUCUCCAUUUGAGCACAUAUUCUGCCUCUGAGCCUUACAACUUUCGGUCUUUCUCUUCUAAUAGGUACAGCAACUUUGGAAGCAACUCUUAUCACUCCUCAAGACCUUCGCCUGGGCCCACUGGGCCUACCACUUCCACAUCAUCUCUUUCACCCACACAGGACGCCAGGCUGGAAAGGUCAUCACUGAGUGGUCUUCUCACAUCAUCCUUUAGGCAACACCAAGAGUCACUGGCAGCAGAGAGAGAGAGGCGGCGACAGGAGAGAGAAGAAAGGUUGCAGAGAAUAGAACGGGAAGAAAGGAACAAAUUCAACCGAGAAUAUUUAGACAAAAGAGAGGGACAAAGACAAGCAAGAGAAGAAAGAUACAAAUACUUGGAGCAGUUGGCAGCUGAAGCGCACGAGAAGGAACUGAGAAGCCGGAGCGCAAGCCGGGGCAGAGCUGACCUCUCCUUGGACCUGACCUCACCAGCAGCCCCUGCCUCCCCCGCCCCUCUGAGCCCUAGUCCUUCAUCUCUAGACUCACAAGAGGCUCUCACAGGAGCAUGCUGCUCCCCAGGAACACCUCAGCAUUCCCAAGCGAGCACCAGGGACCCUGAGCCUGAACAGGAGGCAGAACCGGAACCAGAGGCAGAGGUGGGGCAGGUGGUGCAGGAGACCAGCCAGGAAGUAACCCCUGCCUGUGUGGGGCCUGAGAUUGAAGUGGAGCCGGAGCCGGAAGAGCGAUCCUCCCUCAGUGAAAAAGAGAGACGGAAUGAGGAGGUGAACGAGAGGGACAACUGCUCUGCCUCUAGCAUCUCAUCCUCCAGCAGCACAUUAGAGAGGGAGGAGAAGGAAGACAAGCUCUCCAGGGACAGAGGAACGGGUUUGUGGUCCGCCAGUGUUCAGGAUGCUGGUAUAAAUGAACAGUGUGGCGACAUCCUCACCAAUAAACGAUUCAUGCUGGACAUGCUGUAUGCCCAUAACAGAAAGCCCACGGAUGAUGAGGAGAAGGGGGAGGGCGAGCCCGUGGGGACUGAGCAGGGGGCCGAGGCGGUGGCCAGCCUGGCCAGCAGGAUAUCCACCCUGCAGGCCAACUCUCUGGCCCAGGAAGAGAGCGUCAGGAGGGUGGAUGUCGGCUGCUUGGACAAUCGGGGCAGCGUGAAAGCCUUUGCUGAGAAAUUCAACAGCGGGGACCUCAGGAGAGGGUCCAUCUCCCCCGACACGGAGCCCAAUGACAAGGUCUCAGAGAAAGCAUCUGCACAGCCCAAGACGGAAUCUGACUACAUCUGGGACCAGCUCAUGGCUAAUCCGAGGGAGCUCAGAAUCCAAGACAUGGAUUUCACCGACCUGGGGGAAGAGGACGACAUUGACGUCCUCGACGUGGACCUGGGCCACGGGGAGGCACCGGGACCGCCUCCCCCACCCCCUCCGCCCCUGUUGGACAGUGUACCUCCCCCUCCAGUCCCUGGUAAUUUAUUGGCUCCUCCUCCGGUAUUCAACUCUCCUCAGGGCUUAGGGUGGCCCCAGGUCUCCAGGGGUCAGCCAGCAUUCACUAAGAAAAAGAAGACCAUCCGCCUGUUCUGGAAUGAAGUGCGGCCUUUUGAGUGGCCGUGUAAGAACAACCGCCGCUGCGGAGAAUUCCUGUGGUCAAAACUGGAACCUAUUAAGGUGGACACUUCCAGGCUGGAGCACCUGUUCGAGUCUAAAUCUAAAGAACUGUCCGUCUCGAAGAAAACUGCUGCAGACGGAAAAAGGCAGGAGAUCAUUGUCCUGGAUUCCAAGAGGAGCAAUGCUAUUAAUAUUGGUCUGACCGUACUGCCCCCUCCAAGAACUAUUAAGAUAGCCAUUUUGAAUUUUGAUGAAUAUGCCUUAAACAAAGAAGGAAUUGAGAAAAUUCUAACCAUGAUUCCCACUGAAGAAGAGAAGCAGAAAAUCCAGGAAGCUCAGCUGGCCAAUCCUGAGGUGCCGUUGGGCAGCGCAGAGCAGUUCCUGCUUACACUCUCCUCCAUCAGCGAGCUCUCGGCUCGACUCCACCUUUGGGCAUUCAAAAUGGACUAUGAAACUACAGAAAAGGAAGUGGCAGAACCUCUUUUGGACCUGAAGGAAGGAAUAGACCAAUUGGAGAACAAUAAAACCUUGGGUUUCAUCCUGUCUACUCUCUUAGCCAUUGGGAACUUUCUAAAUGGAACUAAUGCCAAAGCAUUUGAGUUAAGCUACCUCGAGAAGGUUCCAGAAGUCAAAGACACCGUGCAUAAGCAGUCACUUCUCCACCACGUGUGCACCAUGGUGGUGGAAAACUUCCCAGAUAGCUCCGAUCUGUACUCAGAGAUUGGGGCUGUAACCAGGUCAGCCAAGGUUGACUUUGAUCAACUUCAGGAUAAUUUAUGUCAGAUGGAGAGAAGAUGCAAAGCUUCAUGGGAUCACCUCAAGGCAAUUGCAAAACAUGAAAUGAAACCAGUUUUAAAACAACGAAUGUCAGAGUUCCUAAAAGACUGUGCAGAGCGAAUUAUAAUUUUAAAGAUUGUCCAUAGAAGAAUAAUUAACAGGUUCCAUUCCUUUUUGCUCUUUAUGGGGCAUCCACCUUAUGCAAUCCGGGAAGUGAACAUAAACAAGUUCUGCAGGAUCAUCAGUGAAUUUGCAUUGGAGUAUCGCACCACCAGGGAAAGGGUUUUGCAGCAGAAACAGAAGCGGGCCAAUCACAGAGAGAGAAAUAAGACCAGAGGGAAGAUGAUCACUGAUACUGAUGAAGAGGAUGACGUGGAGUCCGGCAAGUUCUCUGGCAGUUCUCCGGCACCGCUGAGCCAACUACAGGGCCUGAGCUAUGCUGAGGACGCCGCUGAGCACGAGAACAUGAAGGCUGUGCUGAAAACCUCAUGCCCCAUCGUCGAGGACACUACCCCGGUGCUGGGUGUUCGCACACGCAGCCGAGCGAGCCGAGGAUCCACUAGUUCAUGGACUAUGGGAACUGAUGACUCGCCUAAUGUCACGGAUGAUGCCGCUGAUGAGAUCAUGGACCGCAUUGUCAAGUCGGCCACCCAAGUGCCCAGUCAGCGAGUGGUGCCUCGGGAGAGGAAGCGCUCCCGAGCCAACCGAAAAUCUCUGCGAAGGACCCUGAAGAGUGGCCUGACCCCAGAAGAAGCCAGAGCCCUCGGCCUGGUGGGCACCUCGGAGUUGCAGCUGUGAUACCCGUGGGCGCCCUAAGAAGUGUGCCUGAGCUGAGUGCAUGCUCCUGCUGGGGGGCAAGAAGACUCGCCAUUAACAUCUGAAGGUUCUGAAAGGGAGUGCCCAUUUCUCUGUGUCACGGUGGCAUGGCUGUGUUGCCCGCUGUGCACGGACGUGACUCUCUCAGAGUCUCUUUCAUGUACUUUCUUCAUUGUGUCAGCAGUGUUUCUCUCGUUUUCUUGACACCUGGUUUAGUAGUUCCAAAGUGUGGCACCUUUUCUGUGCAAGGAACAGCCCUUUUAAGGAGCAGAUCACUCCUGUCACAGUUCCUGUGGUCCUCUGAGGCAAUUUGAUUAGAGUCACAGACUGGGUCUCUCCACAACACAAAAAUAUCCGGAUGUAAACUCCAAAAUUGUACACAAAAGAAAGCACAGAUUGUUUACGAGUUGUGGAUUUUAGAUGUACUAAAUGUUUAUAUGAAUUCAUAAAUGUACACCAUGUUUCAAAUACUAAAUAAAUAAAGUUUAAUGUCAUAACCAGAAACUUCUCAUCUCUUGGGUGUAGGA